Messenger RNA from Plectropomus leopardus (leopard coralgrouper), 985 nucleotides. NCBI's taxonomy places the organism in Eukaryota, Metazoa, Chordata, Actinopteri, Perciformes, Serranidae. The record is from RefSeq and is a predicted model, not a curated record.
GUAGCUCCUCGUCUCCCUGCCUCUGUGGGGCCCUCGUGUGUGUUGGCGUACAGAGACGACAGUGGCAGCGACACCGACCGCAGCUUUACUGACCCCGACUUUAAAGACUCGGGGGACCCGAGGCGGCCCCUCCUCCCCACCUCUGCAGGGGCCCCUCCCCACAAUGCUCCCCAGGGGACGGUCAGAGCGGCGGAGCCGCAGCGACCGUCCAGCCCGCCAUCUAAAGAGCGCAUCGACUCCUGCAACGCCAUCCAGGGGCCAAACCCGGCCCCUAAACCCAAACUGUGGUCCCUGGCGGAGAUCGCCACCUCCUCGGACAGAAACAAAGCAUGCAGUGACUCUUCACAGGGCGGUGGGGCCCCUGCCCGGACCCCGUUCCCACACAGCCCCGCCCUGCCCCGACACCUCUACUACACGUCCCCCUUCAUGCCCGGAUACUCCAGCUACGGCCAUCUGGGGCCCCUGCACGGCGGCCCCGCCUCGCAUUUAAACGGAUUACAGCAGACGAUGCUGCAGAGGGCCGAGGCCCUCGCCAGAGACUGCAGGCUGCGGGGUCAGGGCCCGCUAGACCUGCACGAACUCAAGAAGGGCAUGACCAACGCAUGACCCCCAACCCGGAACACUUCAGUACCCAGGACUGGGGACACUGGGACCAGUUAACUUGGGGCCAGUAAACAUUGGUCCAGUCAUACUUGAGCAGGAAAUCUGGGACCAGAAAACAUGCGGCUGGUGGACCUGGGACCAGUGAUGUCGGACCAGUAGACCUGGAACCAGUGAAUCCAGACAUGGUUAAUCUGGGACUGGUGGACGUGGGUAAUCUUGGAACCAGUUAACUGGAACCGGUGAAUGUUGUAAUGGUGAAACUGGGAGCAGUAAACUGGAACCAGUAACCUGGGAGAGGUAAACUGGGAUUGGUAAAGUGGGAGCAAUAAGCUGGGAGCGGUAAAGUGGGACCAGUAACUGGGAGAGGUAAUGUGGGAUUAGU